UUUUUUUAAUUUUUCUUUUCCUUUAACUUUUUGAUUUUAAGAAAGAUGUCAGGCAAAUCGCUUACAACCUUUAACGAGUUGAAUUGUUUAGAAUAUGGAACACUUAAGGUUAUUUUUUGUUAAAUUAUUUUUAAUUUUUUUAAAGAUACCUUAUGAAUUAUUAAACAAAAAAUUUCGAUGUACUCAACGAGUUAUUGACCAAUGCAUAUUCCAUUUCCAAAAAGAAUUUGAACUUUUAGAGCAAAAAUUGAAAGGGCGAACACAACCAAUUUGUUUGAAUGAGGUAUCCAACAAUAUUAGCAAAUUAAACAAGCUUAUUACACAAUUCAAAGACGACGUUAGUCAAAAAUUGACUGAAGAAAAUGAAUCUGGGGAAGUUUUGAAUAAACAAGCCGGCAGCAGUGACUCAACUGUCAGAAAAUCUUUCUACGACCAACGACUUAACCGUUUUAUUGUUGAACAUCUUUUACGGACCGGGUAUUUUGAAACUGCUCAACUGCUAGCAGAUUAUGUUGGAUUGGACAUUCAGGCGCAAAAGAGUGUUUAUCUUGUGGCUAGACAGGUAGAAGAAUCUCUUCGCAAUAAAGAUUUGACUCUUUGUCUAAACUGGGUUCGUGACAACAGAUCCAGACUUCACCGAAUCGGUAGCAGAUUGGAAACAGAAGUUAGAAUUCAACAUUGUGUGGAACUUGUGAAAAGUGGAAGAACGGCUGACUCGCUUAAAUAUGUCCAAUCAUUUUUUGGAAAUAAAUCUGAUCUUCAUGGAGUACAUUGGAUGGCUAAUACAAAUCUUUUACAUUUGAUGGGUCUGAUUGCUCUAGGCAAAGAUUCGAGUCGUUCAGAACACCAACCACUUUUAAGCGAUGAACGCUAUUCUACAUUAAUUCAACUUUUUCGCCUUGAAAAUGACCGAAUUUAUAAAUUUUGUACUCAAUCACCUUUUAGUGCUUGUCUUCAAGCUGGAAUUGCUGUUCACAAAACGCCUCAAUGCAAAAAAGACUCAAAUUCUCGAUGUAUUGUUUGCAGCAGUGUUUUUGAACUUUCUGAAGGUCUUCCCUACACGCAUUUGUCUAAUUCAAGGCUUUUUUGUGCUAUUAGUGGAGAACUUUUUGAUUGUGAAGAUAAUCGACCAAUGAUGCUUCCUAACGGACACGUUUAUGGAGAAAAAUCAAUGCGUAAAUUGGCAAAAAAUAAUGAAUUUGUUUGUCCAAGAACUUUAACAGUUUAUUCUUUAGAUGAUAUUCAAAGGGUUUUUCUUUUUUAA
This is a messenger RNA of Meloidogyne enterolobii, 1264 nucleotides long. The record is from the annotation of a GenBank genome assembly. NCBI's taxonomy places the organism in Eukaryota, Metazoa, Nematoda, Chromadorea, Rhabditida, Meloidogynidae.